Molecule: messenger RNA, 1083 nt
Organism: Coregonus clupeaformis (lake whitefish)
Lineage: Eukaryota; Metazoa; Chordata; Actinopteri; Salmoniformes; Salmonidae
Product: rho-related GTP-binding protein Rho6
Exons: 5
Coding region: 122-820 (232 amino acids)
Biological process (GO): small GTPase-mediated signal transduction
Molecular function (GO): GTPase activity; GTP binding
Source: RefSeq, a predicted model, not a curated record
AGCAAGCUUCAUCGCAGGAGAGCAGCAUCCCGGAGAAACGCACUGAUAACUGACAGAGGAUUUACACGUUUUUUUCUUUCGCAUAUCAAUUUAUUGUGUUGCCAACCAAAUCGUAUUCACAAUGAAGGAAAGGAGACUUACCCAGCCUCUGGUGGCGAGAUGUAAACUGGUUUUGGUUGGGGAUGUUCAAUGCGGAAAAACGGCAAUGUUGCAAGUCCUGGCCAAGGAUUCCUAUCCUGAGACAUAUGUUCCAACAGUAUUUGAGAACUAUACAGCGUGUCUGGAGCUGGAGGACCAGCGAGUGGAGCUCAGUCUCUGGGACACAUCAGGCUCUCCAUACUACGAUAAUGUCAGACCCCUGUGCUACAGCGACUCAGACGCUGUGCUCCUCUGUUUCGACAUCAGCCGCCCAGACUCAUUUGACGGUGCACUGAAAAAGUGGAAGACAGAGAUCCUGGAUUUCUGCCCCAGCACACGCAUCCUCCUGAUAGGCUGUAAAACAGACCUGCGCACGGACGUGUGCACGCUUAUGGAGCUGUCAAAUCAGAAGCAGACACCCAUCUCACAUGAGCAAGGGUCCUCCAUGGCCAAGCAGCUAGGUGCGGAGUCCUACCUGGAGUGUUCAGCUUUCACCUCAGAGAAGAGCAUCCACAGUGUGUUCCGUACUGCAGCCCUGGCCUGCAUCAACAAGCUGCAGCCCUCCACCAAGCCCAGCCCCGCCCGCCGCCUCUCAAAGAGACUCCUCUUUCUGCCCGGCAAGUCUGACCUCCUCUCCUCCACCUUCGGCAAGGAUAAGGCCAAGGGCUGCUCCAUCAUGUGAGGGAGGGGGGAGAACCCAGACAGUGGUGGCCAGAGAGGCACUCCAUUGACCGGUCCAGCGGGCAAAGGGGGGUGCGGGGUGGGGAAGGGAAAGUAAGGGGGAAAGGAAGGGGUUUCUCUUUAAUCCCUCAGGCCUCCCCAAACAUCCUCCCCACCCCCACUGACGGCCCUCUCAAAAAAAGACUGCUACCCCUCCAUGGUUUACUCUGUGUACUAUAUACUGGUCUUCUUCAUGAUCACCCCCCACCCCUCCCCCCUCCCCCC